UGCCAGGCACUGGAGGCUCUGCCUGACGCGGGCUUCAAAUGUACCCAUUUCCACUAGGUUGGCAGGUUGUCUUAAAGAGAUCAGCCCUCCAACCUGGGUCUUUUUCGUGUCCUGCCCAAGGGCAUUUUGCUUCCCUUCUCGUCGCCAGUGCACCCUCCCACCGUCACCCCCCUUUGGGGACCCUUGUGGGAGGACAGCUGCUGGGAACAGUUUGUCUCUGCCACUGGAGGAGGGUUGGGGAAAUGGCAGGAGGAGGAAACCCUUCCUCCCCACCCCCACUCCCUCAGCCUACAGCGGACACAUACCUUUCUGAUUAAGUUCCUAGUUUUGGCAGCACACCAGGCCCAGCUGCUGAAGGAACUCCUCAUGCCUGGGAAGGGCCCUUGGUGACCCCAACGACAGUAGCUCAGUUUGACACGAGCUUCCUAUGAGGGGUUAACCAUCCAUGGUAAUAUGGAGGUCCCUGUCCUAGACCCCACCCCAUCUUGCAUAGGGGAACUAAUCCACUCUAAAAGCCUAAAAGCUUUUCUGCUUGGAAGUACCCAUGCCAGCUUUCAAUGGACCGUCUGGGGCUGGCUGAGCUAUUAAUAGCUCUGAGUAUUUUGAGAUCCCUCUCCCCAUCUUAAAGAGCACAGAGAUUCUUAGAGAGGUGGCAGUAAUCAGAGCAGAGCCAGAGGUACCAGGGAGCCCAGCAGCCUGGGAAGGGGGCUUGGAGCUUGUGCCAGGCCACGGGUAGGGUAGAGCAUCCAUGAGUAAGGAAUGAUCACGCUGAGCCUUUGAUCAGCAGAUUCUGAGCUGGCAAUCAGGUUGGAGUGGCCCCACCCUUUGCUUUUGGAGAACUCAGGGCCAGGGCUAGCUCCUUGACCUCGGCAGCUCCUCUGGGGCAGGGCCAGCCACCUGAGCUGUGGGGGGCGGGGGUGGGGUGGGAGGAGCCACCCGGGUGACACUUGGAGGCAAGUGCUGGUCCCGGGCAGAGUCCUGGUGAGCCAGGCAAAGGCCUCUGUGGCCCUGAUUUGUGUGCAGGUAGCAGAGGCAGCAGGCCGUGCCGGGGGGGCAUGUUGCUGUAACCAGUGGCCCAGGGGAUGUUACGGUGGACAGUGCACCUGGAGGGCGGGCCCCGCAGGGUGAACCAUGCUGCAGUGGCUGUUGGGCACCGGGUAUUCUCCUUCGGGGGUUACUGCUCUGGUGAAGACUACGAAACACUGCGUCAGAUUGAUGUGCACAUUUUCAACGCAGUGUCCUUGCGCUGGACAAAGCUGCCCCUGGUGAGACCCACCGUCCGCGGGCAGCCUCCUGUGGUGCCAUACAUGCGGUAUGGGCACUCCACCGUCCUCAUCGAUGACACGGUCUUCCUUUGGGGCGGGCGGAAUGACACGGAAGGAGCCUGCAAUGUGCUCUACGCCUUUGACGUCAAUACUCACAAGUGGUCCACGCCCCGAGUGUUAGGAACAGUUCCUGGGGCCCGGGACGGACAUUCGGCUUGUGUCUUGGGCAAGACCAUGUACAUUUUUGGGGGCUACGAGCAACUGGCGGACUGCUUUUCCAACGAUAUUCACAAGCUGGAUACCAGCACCAUGACGUGGACCCUUAUCUGUACAAAGGGCAAUCCUGCACGCUGGAGGGACUUCCACUCAGCCACAAUGCUGGGCAGUCACAUGUAUGUUUUUGGGGGUCGCGCUGACCGAUUUGGGCCGUUCCAUUCCAACAAUGAGAUUUACUGCAACCGCAUCCGAGUCUUUGACACCAGGACUGAGGCCUGGCUGGACUGUCCAGCCACUCCGGUGCUGCCCGAGGGGCGCCGGAGCCACUCGGCCUUUGGCUACAACGGGGAGCUGUACAUUUUUGGUGGCUAUAAUGCAAGGCUGAACCGGCACUUCCAUGACCUGUGGAAAUUUAACCCUGUGUCCUUUACCUGGAAAAAGAUUGAACCGAAGGGAAAGGGGCCAUGUCCGCGCCGGCGCCAGUGCUGCUGUAUUGUUGGUGACAAAAUUGUCCUCUUUGGGGGUACCAGUCCGUCUCCUGAGGAAGGCCUGGGAGAUGAGUUUGACCUCAUAGAUCAUUCUGAUUUACACAUUUUGGACUUCAACACAUCUAACAUGUCAUUUGAGGAGCUGUUGGAAUUGCAGAGCCAAGUGGGGACUAAAACAUACAAACAGUUGGUAGCUGGAAGCAGCACUAAGAAGCAAGGCUGUAGACCACCUGUCCAAAAUGCAUGUGUUGCAGAUAAGCACAGGCCCCUGGAAAUGUCAGCCAAGGUCCGGGUGCCGUUUUUGCGUCAGGUCGUCCCCAUCAGUAAGAAGGUGGCCCGGGACCCCCGCUUUGACGAUUUGUCAGGGGAAUAUAAGCCUGAAGUGUUUGACAAAACGUAUCAAUUCCUGAAUGACAUCCGGGCCAAAGAGAAACAGCUUGUGAAAAAGCAGUUGAAGAAGCACCGUUCAGGGGAGAAGCAUGAGCAGCUGCAGCAGCUACUUCAGCGAAUGGAGCAGCAAGAAAUGGCCCAGCAGGAACGAAAGCGGCAGCAGGAGCUGCGCCUGGCUCUGAAGCAGGAGCGGCGGGCUCAGGCCCAGCAGGGCCAUCGUCCGUACUUCCUGAAGAAAUCUGAACAGCGCCAGUUGGUCCUAGCUGAGAAGUUCAAGGAACUGAAACGCAGCAAGAAGCUAGACAGCUUCUUGAGUCGAAAAAGGCGCCGAAACGCAGGCAAAGACAGGCGACAUCUCCCUUUGAAUAAAGACUAGUACGGAACUGACCUCAGCUCUGCCACUGCCCCAGUGAGAAAUGGAUCUGUGGGUCAGACUCGGGCUUGGCCUGUUCUGGAUCUUUCCCGUUCAAGGACAAGGAUCACAGCUGCCCUUGAACUGAUUGGCUCAGCCAGGACUAGAGGGCUCUCGGGCUGCCCCAGGAAUGGACAAGCACAGCUCAGCCUCCUGCCAUGCCGCACUCCUCUGCUCGGAUCUGGUUCAUCCUGUACUCGUGUCCUCCCAGCCUGGCCUUAAACCAGGGGUGGGGAACCUUUUUUCUGCCAAGGGCCAUUUGUAUAUUUAUAACAUCAUUCGU
Molecule: messenger RNA, 3054 nt
Organism: Pipistrellus kuhlii (Kuhl's pipistrelle)
Lineage: Eukaryota; Metazoa; Chordata; Mammalia; Chiroptera; Vespertilionidae
Gene: KLHDC3
Product: kelch domain containing 3
Exons: 14
Coding region: 1083-2735 (550 amino acids)
Cellular component (GO): cytoplasm
Molecular function (GO): chromatin binding; protein binding
Source: RefSeq, a predicted model, not a curated record